CGGGCGGCUGCAUCUCGUUGCUUGCGCGUCUGCUCAUUGCGCAUGCGCGUCAACAUGCGGCUCUCGUAAAGCAGGAACGGGAACGGCCUCGUGGAAAACGCAUCACGACAAAAGAAUCCAAGGAGGAGACGAUGACGUGACGGUACCGGCGAGUCCAAAGAGCAUCGGGUCCCGGUUCCCCUCUGCCGAAACCGAAGCCGCGUCGGGCGUCGGUCGGCCUGCCUGCCGCGCUCUUCUUUGUCAGCCGCUUCCGCCGCCGAGCCGAGCAUGCCGGAGCCGUGCGUGUCCGUGGCCGAGUUCGUGGGGGAGGUCCUGGAGGACUGGAGCUCGCCCACCACGUCGUCGUUCUCGUCCAAGAUGAGCGGCUGCCGGAGCACCGUGCACCUGCUGGAGGAGGCUCUGGACAGCGACCGCUUGUUACUGCAGAAGAUGAAAAAAGCAGCGAAAGCCAAAUACACGUCGGGACAAGCAGAGCACGUGUCCCACCUGGAGCAGUACAUCGCGUCCAUGGAGAAGCUGUCGAUCAACUGUCACUCCAACGGCGAGGCGGAGGUCGGCUCCGCCUUCUGCCGCCUGGCCGACUUCUCCAAGGAGCUGCUCUCGCCCAUGAAGAACCUGUUAAAGAGCAUGCUGCACAACAUCAACUUCUUCCUGGACUCGCUGGCGAAAGGCGACCUGCGAGAGGUGAAGGGGGAUCUGAAGAAGCCGUUCGACAGAGCGUGGCGAGACUACGAGAGCCGCUUCAAGCAGGUGGAGAAGGAGAAGCGCGAGCUGGCGCGUCAGCACGGGAUGGUGAGGAGCGAGGUGAGCGGCGGCGAGAUCGCCGAGGAGCUGGAGAAGGAGAGGCGGGCCUUCCAGCUCAGCAUGUGCGAGUAUCUGAUCAAGGUGAACGAGCUGAAGACCAAGAGAGGAGUGGACCUGCUGCAGAACCUCAUCAAACACUUCCACAGCCACAACAAUUUUGUGCAGGAGUGCGUGUCGACCACGCACAGGCUGAAGCAAUACACGAACGAGCUGAGUGGCGUCCUCACCUCGGUGAAACAGCGUCAGGAGGAGGAGAAACGUCAACUUGUGUCGCUCAGAGAUCAACUCAGGCCCGUUGUGCACGCCGAGCAGGAAAGUUCGCCAAAGUCGGUGUACAACAUGCAUCAGCUGCUGGGAGAUCAACAAUACGGAACGGAGAGAAGCGGAUUCCUUUACAAGAAGAGUGACGGCUUGAGGAAAAUGUGGCAGAAGAGGAAAUGUCGGGUUCGCAACGGUUACCUGACCAUCGCACACGCCACGCCCAACAAGUCUCCCGCCAGGCUCAACCUGCUCACCUGCCAGGUCAAGCCCGGCGCCGACGACAAGAAGUGCUUCGACCUCGUCUCUCGUACGCACGCGCUUUCUUAUCCCGAUGACAUUUUCGACGCUCACCUUCGGCGUUUUCAAGAUAAUCGCACGUAUCGCUUCCUGGCCGAGGAUGAAGCCGCGUGUGUGGCCUGGAUCUCGGUGCUUAGCAACAGCAAACAGGAAGCGCUGACGGCGGCGCUGGACGGCGACGGCGGCGGCGGCCUGGGGGACCUGACGAGGUCCAUCACGGACGACAUCAGGCGCGUGCCGGGAAACGACGGCUGCUGCGACUGCGGCGCUCCGGAUCCCGGCUGGGUGUCGACCAACCUGGGCAUCCUGACGUGCAUCGAGUGCUCCGGGGUGCACCGCGAGAUGGGCGUCCACGUCUCCAGGAUCCACUCGCUCAGCCUGGACAGCCUCGGAACCUCCGACCUGCUGUUGGCCAGGAACGUGGGCAACAGCGCUUUCAACGAGAUUCUGGAGGCCAACCUCCUGAAUUCCGCCACGAAGCCGUCGCAGCGCAGCCACAUGUCGGAGCGCAAGGCGUUCAUCCUGCGCAAGUAUCAGGACGCUCAGUUCGCGCGCCGUCGCAGCUUCGGCUCGGCGACGGCCGUCCGAGUCCUGCAGGAAGCCACCGAGAACGCCGACGUCCGCACGCUGGUGCAGCUGCACGCGCAGCGCACGCAACUCUGCCACGCGCUACACACGCACAUACAGGAGAAAGGGGAGACGGCCCUCCACCUGGCCGUCCUAUUGGCCGACAGGACGUCGCUGCACAUCCUCGACUUCCUCGCGCAGAAUUCCUCCAGCGUGGACGUGCAGACGGUGUGUGGGAACACGGCGUUACACUACAGUUGUCUGCACAACAAGAGCGACUGCGUCAAACUGCUGCUGAGGGCCAGAGCCCGCACCCACAUCAAGAACAAGUUAGGCGAGACGGCGUUGGACGUGAGCCGCAGGUUGAAGCACGGCCACUGUGAGGCGCUGCUGCAGCAGGCCCAGUCCAACCAUUUCGAGCUUCACGCGCACGUGGAGUACGAGUGGCGCCUUCGCCACGACGACGACGACGACGACGACAACAGCGACGACGACUUUGACCGCAAGAAUGGUCCCGUGAAGAAGGAGCGCUCCUCCUCCUCUUUCUCCUUCCCCUCGCGACCUUUCAACUUUGCCCUCGCCUCCUCGUCCUCGUCUUCCUCCGCCACGUGCCCGCCCGACGGCGGCGGCGGCGGCGGCAGGCUGCUCAGCGUGGGGCGGCGGCUGGCCACGGCCAUGGAGCACCGCGGUCGACCCCCCGCCCAGGCGCAGAGCCCCCCGCCCCCGCCACCCUCCUCGCCCGCGCCACCGCUGCCCCCCAGGGUCAAAGCUCCCGGCCUUCCUCCUCCUCCUCCUCCUCCUCCGGCGGGUGACGAAGAGGAGCGAGAGGGGGAGGAAGAGGAAGUCUUCCCCCUGACAGGAAACAGGAAGUGGACCCCUCCCGUCGCCGUCCGCCACAAAAGGAGCUGCUCCGAGUCCAGUAACCACGAUUAUGGGAUGGCAGGAAGUCACGUGAGGAUCUACGGCGGCCCCGACACCUCCUUCGAGAAGUGUGUCUUGUAUCCUUCCCUCCUACCGUCCUUCUCUCUAACGAGCAAUCUGCUUGCCCCCCGUGUGCGCAGCCCCUCCCCUCUCGACUCGUUGAGCGAACUUCCCGACCGAGCCUAUCGCAGGGCGGACAGCGACACCGGCGCCUGCCAAACGCAACGCGCCGUGAGACCCGCCCCCAACGGCUCGCCGGCCAAUCGGCGCUCGCAGAGCUUUGAGCGCGAAGGCCGAGGCCCCGCCCCCCAGCCGCUCCCCCGCAGGGCACUGCCUCAGGGUUUUCGGGGUUCCGCCAGGCGGGUCCGCGCCCUCUACGACUGUGAGGCGGACCACCACGACGAGCUGAGCUUCAGCGAGGGGCAAGUCAUCGUGGUCGUGGGACAGGAGGACCCCGACUGGUGGCAUGGUUACAUUGAAGAGGAACCGGAGCAGAGAGGCUUGUUUCCGUCUUCCUUUGUGCAGCCAACGUCCAACUGAUGUGACGAUUGUACCACGCUAGUACGGAACGACGACGACGACGACACACAAAACACAACCAGCUCAGGAGAACCGCUCUGCCACACAGAACAACGCUUCCAGCUGCCUUUAAAGACGCCUCAGCGGCCAAGUAGCACGUCACUUCCUGCCUUUCGCCACACACACACAUCGAUAGGACCACAAAACAUUGGGACAGUAAAGAAAAAUACAUUUAAAAAAAUGUACAAACAUCAAGGGAAAGGUUGACUUGAUUUCACUGUUGAGCCAGUGAAAGUACAAACUUGACCUCUUUAUUGGGGAAAAUAAAAACCCCCCAAAAACUUUGGGUGGGUAUUUCUUGUU
Phyllopteryx taeniolatus (common seadragon) is the source of this 3732-nucleotide messenger RNA. RefSeq names its product un-named sa1614. Bases 268 to 3390 code for a protein of 1040 amino acids. The transcript has 28 exons. The record is from RefSeq and is a predicted model, not a curated record. NCBI's taxonomy places the organism in Eukaryota, Metazoa, Chordata, Actinopteri, Syngnathiformes, Syngnathidae. Gene Ontology annotation, cellular component: cytoplasm. Gene Ontology annotation, biological process: positive regulation of GTPase activity. Gene Ontology annotation, molecular function: protein binding; GTPase activator activity.